GGACAGACGGCCUCUGAUCUCUUACGACGAUAUCGCAUCACCGCAAGCUGCAAACUCAGCACAGUUAGGCACCUCCUAGACGUACACCUCAACACGUCCAGCACUGGGACGAUCCGGGCAACGAUGCAGGCGUUAUGAGCUACAGUAAUGGCGCUAGUGGUGCUGAUGAGUAUGAAGACCAUGCCGAGGAGGAGGAAGAGUUGACGCAUGAAGAUAUUUGGGAUGACUCUGCUCUCAUCGACGCGUGGAAUUCAGCGACGGCCGAAUAUGAGGCCUAUCAUGGAAAGACGAAGAAGUGGAAGGAAGAACCCGUUAAAAGGUCGCCGUUGUGGUAUAACGUCCCACCGAGUCCAUCUAAACUUGCCAAUAGCAAGGGGAAAUCCGGGAAAACGAGUGCCGCAGUGGCUGUCUCCCAAGCAGUUGAUGCCGCAGACUCCAAGCCAGUGGACUUCAACACUUUUGUCCCCUCGCACGACCCAAGUCUAGCGAGGACUAGUGGUACCGCGCAAGGAGCAGAGUCCCUCGCCGAUCACUCUCAGUCGUAUUUGCCGGGUCCCACUGGUCCUAUCGUCGGACAAGACGAGGCAUUCGAGAAAGCGCUCUCUGCCAUGUAUUGGAGCGGAUAUUGGACUGCAGCGUACCACUACCACGGACAUUAUCAGAACCAAGGCGGGCCAUCUCAAGCUGACGGUGAAGCAGAAGAUGAAGCCAAUGACGAAGUCGAUGAGGUCGACGCUAUGAUGGACGAUCUUAUUGAGACGCAGCGUUAGACCUUGCUUUGACUUGGCUCAGCACUACGCUGCCUCACAUGUAGGUCAGCGUGCAUGACAUGAGUGCGAACAUCGUCAAUAUGCCAGGGUGAACAGAUGUAUCUUGACUGAAUAUUUCCUCAGCAACCUUGUUCUU
Molecule: messenger RNA, 906 nt
Organism: Phanerochaete carnosa HHB-10118-sp
Lineage: Eukaryota; Fungi; Basidiomycota; Agaricomycetes; Polyporales; Phanerochaetaceae
Exons: 5
Coding region: 135-770 (211 amino acids)
Source: RefSeq, a predicted model, not a curated record